AAGUUGGUCUGACGGGUGCUCUCUACCUGUUUGUUUAUUUGCUUGCGUGCGUGCUUACUAACUCAACGUGCCUUCUUAGGAAAAGGAAACUAGCGUAGAUGUCCUAUAUAUAUAUAUAUAUAUGUAUAUAUACAUAGGACAUCUACGCUAGUGUGUAUAUAUACAUAUACAUAUAUAUAUAUAUAUACACAUAUAUAGCUAGUUAUAUAUAAUAUAUAUAUAACAUAUAUACACAACACCCUCCCCCGCGAGACCGUUGACGUUACCGCUGUGUGAGGAUAAGGGUUAACACCAGCCUGGAAGGUUACUCGGCCAAGGCUCCGUGUUCAAACUUUGAGCCGGAACUUGACCUCCUCAAAGCAAAGCAAGGGACUCUCUGACUAGACUUGCGUAUGCUAAGACUCCCAAGUAGGCAACGUGAGACUUUAUUCAAACGGCGACUUGUGAUGCCGCUGUGCACGUGCACUCUCGCCUGCUAGCUACUGGGAGUUAAGCUAACAGCUUCCACAACUGAACGUUUGCUCAGUCCUUCGGCUUGUUUCCUCAAGCUCUUCUUGUUGCUGUAUGUCGAGUCUCAACGGCACGAGGUUAACGCCGUUGGCAUGUAUUGUUCUUAAAUGUCUCGUACUACAAGUUGGACUCAGAGUCGACAGCUUCAACAUGGCAUGGAGUCUGUUGGGUCCAGCCGUAGUUCCAUCCCAUCACAUUAUCACAUUGGCUGGCAUGAAAACUAUGAAUGCAGUGAGCUGGCGUUCCCGCGGAGCCUUUGAUGAGUUGACGGACGAGAGCAACGGAAUUCACAGAAGAUAACACAGACCUGCGUUCGCCUGUCUGGAGACCGAGUCCCAGCCAGCUGCCGCCGCCAUGUCCGCAGAGCCGGACCCAUCGCGGUUUGCGAACCCGCUGCCUCCCGCGGUCACCAAUCCUAACGGGCCAGUCCGGAGGACCAACCAGCUGCACUACAUGCAGAAUGUCGUGAUCAAAUCCCUGUGGCGGCACCAGUUCGCUUGGCCUUUCCACCAGCCGGUUGAUGCAGUCGCUCUUGGGCUCCCAGAUUAUCAUAAGAUCAUAACAUCUCCCAUGGACCUGGGAACCAUCAAGAAACGACUGGAGAACGACUACUACUGUAAUGCGGGCGACUGCAUGCAGGACUUCAACACCAUGUUCACCAACUGCUACAUAUACAACAAGCCCACAGACGACAUUGUGCUGAUGGCGCUCGCCGUGGAAAAGGUUUUCUUACAAAAAGUUUCCCAGAUGCCGCAGAGGGAAGUGGAGAGUUUUCCCCACGCCGCCAAAGGGAAGGGCAAAAAAAGUAGCACCCCAGAAAUUGGGUUUCCUGCUGCGACGCCCACAACUCAGCCGAGCCUCAGCGACACGCCCUCCAGCUCAUCCACGGUACCCAAACCGCCUUCACAGACCUCCACAAAAAAGAAAGGGCUGAAGCGCAAGCUAGACGGCGCCGCAGAUUUCGCCACAGCGGCCAUAACCGGUCUGAGACGUGAAAGCGAGGACCGGGGAGAGGACUCGCCAGGACAAGAACCGGAGCAGCUCCAGUAUUGCAACAACAUCCUGAAGGAACUGCUUUCCAAGAAAUGCCAGGCCUACGCCUGGCCUUUCUACAAGCCCGUCGACGCUGAAGCGCUGCAGCUCCACGAUUACCACCACAUCAUCAAGUACCCCAUGGAUCUGAGCACCGUGAAGGAAAAAAUGGACAGAGGAGAGUACCAGGACGCACAAGGCUUUGCUGCAGACGUUAGGCUCAUUUUUUCCAAUUGCUACAAAUACAACCCGCCGCAUCAUGACGUGGUCACUAAGGCCAUACAACUUCAGGGUGUGUUCGAGAAGAGGUUUGCAAAGAUGCCAGACGUGCCGGUGGAGCUGCCAUCGCCAGCCAAGAGUGCAGCUUUUAGAGGAGACAACUUGGACAAACCGGACGUGGCGGAUGAGCGGGACAAACCCACCCGACUUGCUGAGGUCCAAGAACAGCUCUCUGCGUACUGUGAAGUCUCUGCUCUUCCACCAAAGAAGAAAAACAAAAAGGACAAGAAAGAGGACGGCAUGCAUCAUCAAGGCCAUGCGAAUUACAACUCCAGGGCAAGCGAAGUCUGGGAUUUGGGUGACGAAACUUUGCAAAUGACGUACGACGAGAAGCAACAGCUGAGCCUCGACAUCAACCGGUUGCCCGGCUUGAAGCUGGGCCGCGUGGUGCACAUCAUCCAGAGACGGGAGCCCUCGACGCGCGAUCCCAACGCCAACCCCAACGAGAUCGAGAUCGACUUCGAGACACUGAAGCCGGCCACUCUGCGCGAGCUGCAGCAAUACGUGAAGUCUUGUCUGUAUAAGAAGUUCAAGAAAUUUCAAAAGAAAAGCAGUCACGCCGCGUCCCAUCCCGUCAGCUGCAGCACUUCUUCAGAAUCCGCCGCCUGCACCUCCAGUGACUCCAGUUCGGAAAACAGUGACUCGUGACGGCUGCAAUGUUUUUAUUUAUUUCUCCGUGUGACCAAAAGAGAGUUCUGCAAAACUGUUAAACAUGCCCUGUUUUCUUUUUUGGAUUGGGCUCCUGUUCAAAUAUUUGGAUUCAGUGUGGCAUUUCUCACUCUUCCUUUAUGAAUCGUAAUAUCCGGGCGCUGGUGUUUCUUAUCAGGCGCUAUAAAUUCACUGGGGCACAUUUCAUAACGUCUGCGUUUAAUAUCCUGUCUCUAUCAUUCAUUUUGCCCACACUGUUUAAUUGCAGUGCAGGCCUUUUUCCAAAUGGAGUUAUAUUCUUCCCAACAGCCAAAUCUUUUUUUUUUCUUUUUUUUUUUAUGCACUCAAUAGCAGCUCUUAAAGUUAAGAGAAGCAAGUUUCUCAUGUGCCACAUCAUUAUACACAAAGAUAUCAAGUCACGUGGAAAACAAUAAAACCAAUCUCAAGCACGCUGCACAGUUAUACGGGCGGCUGUGUGAGACUGACAUGGAUAUUCAUCUUUAUGAUGGCAAUGUAAUAUCUAUUUAGUGGGUGAUUUUGGUUGCUGGUAAGCAAAGGUACACGGUUCCACACAUCUGUUACACUUGUAAUUGUAGAGAAAAACGGUUGGUCAAAUGUAUAUUGAAAUAUUUGACCAUUACAUCUCUUUUGUAUUACGGUUUAGCACUAAAUGCACGUAGCAAUUUUUCUUUUGUACUUUUAAAAAAAAUGUUUUGUUUAAUUAAUUUUUCUUGACAUCCGCUUUGAAUUUCGUUUGACUGCCACUUUCUUCAGGUGCCAUCGGUGAUUUUAGUUCCAAGCAGGGCCGUUUAAAAUACAGCGCUGGCGUGACCUUUUGGAGAGGGCCACCCCAGUGUUUGGCAUGCCGUAGUCCAUAUUAGUCCAUAUUUUCAGCAUUUAGCAGUGCUUUAACGGUGCUUUCCCCUCCAGGUGUCUUCACGGUGUGGUAUAAAGGUCAACAUGCAAAGACUUGAGUUCAGUAAUCCAUCAAAGUGAACAUCACUGUUGCAUAUGGCACCCCUACUGGUAUGUUGCAUGGAACUGCUGACUUCUCAAACCUGGAAAUACAAUGUAACUUGAGAGUAAAAUUAUGGCUACAUGGCUCGUGUUUCAAGUCGCUACAAUUAAGAUUUUCCAUUCUGUUUGAACAAAAAUAGAAGAAAAAAAACCUACCAGCCGGAUUGUAAUUAGAUUAUAAAUAAUAAAAAAAAAACACAUGUAAUUAUGUACUGUAUGUUGUUUUUGUUUGGAUGCUGUUAAUGUGAAGUUGUAAUAAGAUAAUAUUCCAUUUAUCUGCUCAUCCGUUUCUAUUUUGUUAAUAAAAGUAAAAAGCCCAAA
Cyclopterus lumpus (lumpfish) is the source of this 3807-nucleotide messenger RNA. RefSeq names its product bromodomain-containing protein 3-like. NCBI's taxonomy places the organism in Eukaryota, Metazoa, Chordata, Actinopteri, Perciformes, Cyclopteridae. Gene Ontology annotation, biological process: chromatin remodeling; regulation of DNA-templated transcription. Gene Ontology annotation, cellular component: nucleus; chromatin. The record is from RefSeq and is a predicted model, not a curated record. The transcript is spliced from 12 exons. The coding region runs from base 865 to 2469 and encodes 534 amino acids.